UGGCGUUGCUUAGAGGUGUGUGUGAAAGCGGCCGGCUCCGGUGUGAAAGCGUCCAACGGUAUGUCGGAAUUCAGUCGUCAAAACGAGAAUAAUAAUUUUAAAAAAAGGAUGUUCGCUGUAUAGUUAUAUGAUAUUGAGGGACAAUCAGGGGGAAAAUCGAGCGAUUUCUUGAAGGAGGAGCGACAGCUGCGUUGACUGACAGAGCAUCAGUUUUUGAAACGGAGAGGAUGUACAGGUGGUGUGAUGCCAUCUAACACAGAAUGUGAUAGUAAAAUUAAUGGACUGAAAACUGUCAUUUAGUUAUGCUACUACACCUUUGAAAGCAAAUAUCUCCUCCGUCGUCAAGGCGAAGAUGCUGAAGACGGAGGCUUCAGCAGAGAGGACCACCUUGAGGAGUGCCUCUCCGCACAGGAAUGCCUACAGAGCAGAGUUCCAGGCUCUCAAGAAGGCCUUUGACCAGCCGAGACAGGAUGGCGACACGAAGAGCAAAGAUCCUGAGCGGAUCCGGCAGCCCCGGGGUCGGCAGUAUGGGGCACACGUCAGCCGGAUCAAGGACAUGUUCAUGCAGAUGGGCACUGAGAGCACAGGUUCUGGAAGGCCUAGAGGAAGAGAUGAGACAUCUCCACAGAAACUUACCAAGCCGACCAAUUUCAUUAACCGGGCAGACGGCUCAGUGAUCAAACUUCAGCAUGCUGAGAGAGGUGGCAACUCAAAGUUCUCAGAGACAAGGAAACUCUUUGAGCAGAGCUCCAGGGACACAUCUCAGUCUCCUGUGUACUCAUAUGGCAAAGAUAAGAGGGGUUCUCAUGAGCAUUUGGAUGAUUGGAGGGGGGCACGUUCCAAUAGGGGCAGCACAGACUCCUUGGACAGCCUUUGCUCAAGAACAGAGGCAUCUUCACCAACAGUCAGCCAGCUUAGUGCUGUGUUUGAGAAUUUAGACCAUCAAGGCGCGGGCUCCACUUUCCGCAGAAGUCACGUAGCUGGUCGAGCUCUGUAUUCGCCAGAUAGCUCAUUAAGACAAGGGGAUGGCAGUGAGGAUGAUACCAGCCUUCGUCAGUCUCCACCUCGAAGUGUGUCCAGGACACGUGUUGGAAGCAAGCACACUCUUCCAGUUUCAUCUUCCUCAGAAGACCUUCUCAGUCCUAGCCCUUUGUCUGAGCAGGCAAAGACCAUUGAGGAGAAUAUGGUUCAGGAGAGGACUGUGCCAGAACAUGAGGAUGUAGAAAUUAGCAUGGCUGUAGAUGGAUCUUGUGAGCACAAGCAGGUUGAAGAUGCUGUUGGGGGCUGCACAAACUCUACUCAAGUCAAUGACACUGCAGUGUAUGACAAACCACAAAAGGAUACAUCUGAUUCAGCUGACAUCAAGGUUCGAAAGGAAGUAAAUGAGUCUAAAGAUGAGGCGAGCCGGAUAACAGCUAAUCACAUGGAGGAGCCUAAUGAGGAAUACUGUGGCAAUGAGAGGGUUAUUUACAAUGCUGAUGGAGAUGCCUGCUAUCAGGGCUGGGGAGAGAGCUGCACCGACAUGGAGGAUGAUUUGUAUGGGGAUGAUGAUGGUAACUAUGAUCCCGGAUCAGAGAUCACCGAAAUUCCUGGCCUUCCCGAGGAGAUAAAAGAAGACGUUCCUCCAAACCGGAAAAUACGGUUCAGUACUGCCUCGAUAACGGUUUUUAAUACCUAUUCAAAUGAGGAUUACGAUCGCAGGAACGAGGAGGUGGAUCCUGUGGCAUCCUCAGCGGAGUACGAACUGGAAAAGAGAGUGGAAAAAUUAGAACUUUUCCCAGUUGAGCUGGAAAAGGAUGACGAUGGCCUGGGGAUCAGCAUUAUUGGCAUGGGUGUGGGUGCCGACGCAGGCUUGGAGAAACUGGGGAUCUUUGUCAAGACUGUUAUUGAAGGUGGAGCAGCAGAGAGAGAUGGAAGGAUUAAGGUGAAUGAUCAGAUUGUGGAGGUCGAUGGUACCAGCCUGGUGGGUGUGACCCAGAGCUUUGCUGCCUCAGUUUUGAGAAACACCCAAGGUGUGGUCAGGUUUGUGAUUGGCCGGGAGCGUCCAGGGCAGGAGAGUGAGGUAGCUCAGCUGAUCAGUCAGACUUUGGAACAGGAGAGGCGUCAAAGAGAGAUGAUGGAGCAGCAGUAUGCACAGUAUGAUGCUGAUGAUGAUGAGACGGGAGAGUAUGCCACUGACGAGGACGAGAACGUGGGAACCGGCAGGGCAGAAAAAGACGUAACCAUUGAGGUGUUCGACUUGCCUGAAAACGAAGACCUUAUUUCACCAUCGGAGCUGGAUGCUACCAAACUCUACCAGAAAUUCAGAGAGCUACAGAUCAAGCACAGUGUCACUGAGGCUGAGAUCCAGAAACUCAAGAGCAAGCUGGCAGCAGUGGAGAAAGAGAAGGCCCGCUGGGAGCGAGAGAGAAGCCAACUGAAGCAGAGCAUUGAAGAUAAUAAGGAAAGGAUGUUAAAGCUGGAAAGCUACUGGAUCGAGGCUCAGACACUGUGCCACACUGUCAACGAGCACUUAAAGGAGGCUCAAAAUCAGUACCAAACUUUGGAAAAGAAAUACAACAAGGCCAAGAAACUGAUCAAGGAUUUCCAGCAGAAGGAGGUAGAGCUUGCCCAGAGGGAAGAGGCAGAGAAGAAGAGACUUGAGGAUGUGGAAAAGGCUCAUUUAGCUGAGAUCCAUGGGCUACAAGUGAGGAUUGCAACGCUGGAGUCGGAGCUGAUGCAGCUGAUGAAACAAAACGGCAUCCAGGUAAACAACAACAACAACAAUGAUGUCAACAGCUGCACACAACCAAGCGAGAGAGGUGCUGCGCCGCAGGGUGCCGAGAGACAACUUACUUUAGGAGACGAGAGUGACCUGGUGAAGGGUCAGACGCAGAUGUUUGGACCCUCCACAGGCAUAGGAGACAGCAACAGCUCUACUGAGGCUGAGGACGGCCUCCAGAAGAGGAGUUCUCCCAUUCUCUCCACUGUUAUACCCAAGUCCUUGGCCCCCAGGGUAACUGAGAGUGAGGGUCCUCCAGUGGUUUCAAGUGGCCAUUUCCAAGUUCAAGAUGAAAAAUGCAGCAAGAAGCUAAUGGACUUGGGCUCCCCAGACCCACCAGCAAUGAAACCCAACAUAGGGAAAGACACAAACAAGGCUUCGGACGAUGUCAGUGUGAGCAGCUCCAGCUCAGGAGAGAUGUGGGGUUUGGUCACUGAGCCCAAGUUGACUAGCCGCUCACACACAUUAGUGCUCUCUUCAGAUGAGAGUCUGGAUACAAGUGAUGAUGAGAUCCAGGAUGAAGGGCAGCCUUUGAAGCAACACCAGUGGCAGAAUCGCAGUGUGCAUGACUGGUCGUAUCAGCAGGUGUGUCUCUGGCUCAUGGGCCUGAACCUGGAGCAGUACAUCCCUCAGUUCACUGCCAAUAACGUGGAUGGAGCGCGGCUCCUGCACCUUGACAACGAUGCACUUAAAGAUCUAGGUGUAGCCUCGUCUCAGGACCGUGCUGUGUUUAAGAGGAAGCUGAAGGAUCUGAAGGUGCUGAUGGAGAAGGCUCACAGGAACAAGGAAAAGCUGCAGAAGCAGUCUGGAAAAACAUCGCAAGAAAGAACUGAAGCAAGUGUAGAAAAAGUGCCGCACGACCUCUGAGCCAGGAAACCAUACCGCAGAGUGUCGGGCAUUCAAUCAUUAAAAUAACUGGGAAUGAAAGAUGAGUCUAGUCUUUUAUAUUACUCUAGACUGGGAGACCAUUUAGCGGACAUCAGAAUCUCACUGGAGGAGGUACUGCUACUGAGCUGCCACUGGAAAGAAUAAACCAAACCGUCCUGAAUAACUGAUCCUAUUAACUGUUAUUUUAAUUGUUUUUCAUUUUUUUCUGACAGAUUUAAAAUGCUUGUUCAUCUGAGAAGUGUUUAUUUAUUUGCAUUUUAGCCUGAAAUGACUUAACAACAGUUCUAAGAUUUCAAGCACCUUUAAAAAAAAAAAAAAAAUAUAUAUAUAUAUAU
Messenger RNA from Clarias gariepinus (North African catfish), 3984 nucleotides. RefSeq names its product protein phosphatase 1, regulatory subunit 9A (gene ppp1r9a). The record is from RefSeq and is a predicted model, not a curated record. NCBI's taxonomy places the organism in Eukaryota, Metazoa, Chordata, Actinopteri, Siluriformes, Clariidae. Gene Ontology annotation, molecular function: actin filament binding. Gene Ontology annotation, cellular component: postsynaptic density; cytoplasm; actin cytoskeleton. The transcript is spliced from 19 exons. Gene Ontology annotation, biological process: calcium-mediated signaling; actin filament organization; neuron projection development. Bases 353 to 3628 code for a protein of 1091 amino acids.